This is a messenger RNA of Gryllus bimaculatus (two-spotted cricket), 1716 nucleotides long. The record is from the annotation of a GenBank genome assembly. NCBI's taxonomy places the organism in Eukaryota, Metazoa, Arthropoda, Insecta, Orthoptera, Gryllidae.
AUGUCAGUGGCCGGGAGCGGCGGCGGGGGCAGCGGCGGCGGCGGGGGCGACGCGGAGUCGGCCGGGGCGCCCUCCACGGCCGGGGCGCUCGGCCGCCUGUCGCUCUGCCCGACACUGCUGCUCCAAUGUCGGCCGCAGAUCUACUGCGGCGUGUGCGUGACGGUGUGCGUGACGGCCAGCUGGGUGGGCGCCACGCACUGCAUCAAGUACCUCUACUUCCACCCGGGCCCGCUGGGCGGCGGCGGCGGCGCCAACGUGACGGUGGCCGGCGUGGGCGUGGGGCCGGGCCCGGGGCCCGGGCCGGGGCCGGGGCCGGGCGCCGGCGGCGGCGUGGGCGUGGGCGGCGGCGCGGGCCGCCUGCGCCUGCACGGCCCGGCCGUCGCCACGGGCUACAACGCGCCCUUCUUCACCACCUGGUUCUGCACCAACUGGACGGCGCUCUUCUUCCCGCUGUACCUGCUGUGCCGCCUGGUUGGCGCCCGCUGCCGCCACGGCGGGGCCAUCCUGCAGGAGAGCGCGCGACACUUCCGGGAGAAGGGCUUCACAGCCGCGCGCUUCCUCACCCGCUGCGGGCUGUUCUGCCUGCUGUGGGUGGCCACCAACUACAUGUACAUCCACUCGCUGCGCAUCCUGCUCGCCACCGACGUCAUGGCGCUGUUCGCCACCAACAUCGUUGCGGUCAUCCUGUGCGACACGGGCAUCGCGUUGCUGGCGUACAUGGACGGCAUAACGGGGUCUCCCACGCUAGGUGGCGUCGUGCUCGCCGCGUCCGCUGCCGCGGGCUCCGCUGUCUAUAAGGUGCUGUUCAAGAAGGUGAUCGGCGAGGCGAGCUACGGACAGGUGUCGCUGUUCUUCUCGCUGAUCGGGCUGCUGAACGCGGCGCUGCUGUGGCCGCUGUGCCUCACGCUCUACUUCACGGGCGUGGAGACGCUGCCGUGGGAGCGGCUGCCCUGGCCGGCGCUGCUUGCAGCGUCGGGCCUUUCGCUCGCGGCGAAUCUUCUGGGGAAUUUCAGCGUGGCUGUGACAUAUGAUCUCUUCAUUACAUUAGGUCUCAUCACGGCUGUGCCAGUUUCUGCAGCUCUGGAUGUAGUGCUUUAUGGUGCAACAUUUGCGGGUAUGAAGUUGGCAGGCAUGAUCCUCAUUGCUGUAGGUUUCUUUCUCGUCAUGUUUCCUGACAACUGGCCUGACUACAUAACUCGUUUACUUAGAAACCUCAUCUUGUUGAGCCACAGUGCCAGAAUUAUAGUUUCAACAAUGAAAAUUGAAGGGGAAGCAUCGUGGAACACCCUGUACAAAUUUAGUGCUACUAGUAGGACACGCUCACAGGUACCAGUAAGACAUACCAACAUCUUCAUUGAAGCAAGUUUAAAACAAAAACAAACUAGUUUUAUUACUACUGAUGACUUCAUAUACCAUUGUUUUAAGCAGAAAUGUAUGCAUUUUUAUACAAUAUUCUUCUCCAGAAAGUAUAAAGAUGAGAAAGAAGGAAAACAGGAAACAAAACUUGUGUUUUUACAUAGAAAUCUGGCAAUCCUGCAGAAAAUAAUAUUUACUACAUUUAUAACAUAUAUUUCUUUUACUUGGUUGAAAAUUCGAUCAGAUUUAAAUGAAGUAAACCAUGAAUUUAACAAUGCAUUAAGCAAUUAUGUUAUCACAUUUUAUUCUGUCUAUUAUUACAAUGUGAAGAGCCACAAUGUUCGGAGGCAGGAGCAAUAA